This is a messenger RNA of Psammomys obesus (fat sand rat), 1954 nucleotides long. It is a transcript of the gene Lmod3, whose product is annotated as leiomodin 3. The record is from RefSeq and is a predicted model, not a curated record. Gene Ontology annotation, molecular function: tropomyosin binding. Bases 1 to 1710 code for a protein of 569 amino acids. Gene Ontology annotation, biological process: myofibril assembly; muscle contraction; pointed-end actin filament capping. NCBI's taxonomy places the organism in Eukaryota, Metazoa, Chordata, Mammalia, Rodentia, Muridae. The transcript has 3 exons. Gene Ontology annotation, cellular component: striated muscle thin filament; myofibril.
AUGUCAGAGCACAGCAGAAAUUCUGAUCAAGAAGACACCCUCAGUGAGGAGCUUGAUGAAGAUGAAAUCUUGGCCAACUUGUCCCCUGAAGAACUGAAGGAACUGCAGUCGGAGAUGGAGGUCAUGGCCCCCGACCCCCACCUUCCUGUGGGCAUGAUCCAAAAAGAUCAAACCGAUAAGGCCCCCACAGGAAACUUUGACCAUAAAUCUCUCGUCGAUUACAUGUAUUUACAAAAGGCGUCUAGACGCAUGCUGGAAGAUGAGCGAGUUCCCGUCAGCUUUGUGCAGUCUGAGGAAAACACUCAAAAACAGCUUGAAGUAAGAGACAAAGGGAUUAAAAACAUGCCCCAGUUUUUAAAGGAAAAGCUCAAUAGUGAAAUAGUCACAAAUAAAAGGGAAUCACAUGGGAGCAACAAUGCACAAGAAACAGAAGAUAAUGAUGAAGGUGAAGAAGAUGAAGAGGAUGACGAUGAAGAGGAUGAAGAUGAGGAGGAUGAAGAUGAGGAGGAUGAAGAGGACCAAGACGAUGGACAAGGCAAACGAGAAAACAAUGAAGCAAAGGAACAAAUCCACAACAGUAUAGGCAAGUGCCAGCAGCCAACUAAUAAAGUGCUGGAAGAGCAAAAAGAUGCAGCAGAGACCAACGAAAAAAGUGAAAAGAAAAUAGCCAAAUUAGACCCUAAGAAGUUAGCUCUAGAUACCAGUUUUCUGAAGGUCAGUGCAAGGCCUUCAGGGAACCAGACAGACCUGGAUGGAAGCUUGAGACGAGUGAGACAGAACGAUCCCGACAUGAAGGAACUCAACCUGAACAACAUCGAAAAUAUCCCUAAAGAAAUGUUACUGGACUUUGUCAAUGCGAUGAAGAAAAACAAGCACAUCAAAAGCUUCAGUUUGGCCAAUGUCGGUGCAGACGAGAGCAUAGCAUUCGCCUUGGCCAACAUGUUGCGAGAAAACCGGAGCAUCACAACGCUCAAUAUUGAGUCGAACUUCAUCACAGGGAAGGGCAUCGUGGCCAUCAUGAGGUGCCUCCAGUUCAACGAAACGCUCACUGAACUUAGGUUUCACAACCAGAGGCAUAUGCUGGGCCACCACGCCGAGAUGGAAAUAUCAAGGCUCCUGAAGGCCAACAACACUCUGUUGAAGAUGGGCUACCAUUUCGAGCUUCCGGGUCCCAGAAUGGUGGUAACUAAUCUGCUUACCAGGAACCAGGAUAAACGGAGGCAGAAAAGAAAAGAGGAGCAGCAGCAGCAGCAACUUAAAGAGCAGAGAAAGCUCAUAGCUAUGUUGGAGAAUGGGUUGGGGCUGCCGCCUGGGAUGUGGGAGAGGUUGGGAGGACCCAUGCCUGACCCCAGGAUGCAGGAGUUCUUCCAGCCUUCACCUGGGCGGCCCCUCCCUUCUCAGGAAGUCCCCUUUGGUGGAAGGAAGGAAAUGAUCAAACACCCGCCCCAGCCUCCACAGUGCAAGACCGACCCAGACUCCUUCCGGGUGGUGAAGCUGAAGAGAAUUCAGCGCAAAUCUCGAAUGCCGGAAGCCAGAGAGGCGCAGGAGAAAACCAACCUCAAAGAUGUAAUCAAAACCCUCAAGCCAGUGCCGAGAAACAGGCCACCCCCGCUGGUGGAAAUCACUCCCAGAGACCAGCUCCUGAAUGACAUCCGACACAGCAAUGUGGCCUACCUAAAACCUGUGCAGCUGCCAAAGGAGCUGGCAUAGGAGGCAACAGAAUCAUCUAGAAGAGCAAGAUCUGCGCUGCAGGCUGGUUCACUGACACUUUGAGUGACGGAAGUGGGAACGUGGUUCCAUCCAGGCUGGGCAUGGAUUGGGCCGUGACAAGACACAGGCAAAAGAGGAAGGGAAGGAUACAGAGUAUCUUUGUUCAUAGGCAACAUGUUCCUGUUCUAAGGGUUUGGUUGCCUUGGGUGAAAAUUGUAGAGGGAUGCUUCUAGAAGCAGAAGAA